GCUUAUAUACUUGGAAGGAGAAGCGCGUGCGAUCUUUCCUCUGCAGUCCCGUAUUCCAGCUGUCUUAUUUUAAGGGAGAUGAAGCUGUGUGUGCUGCUGUUCUUGGUGGUGAUGCCGGCGUCUUGGGCACAGGAAGACUUGGAGGGUAAAGUGUUCAUCUUCCCCAUAGAAGGCAGCGCAGAUCAUGAUGUGAUUCUGAAACCUACAAUUACAAAGCCGUUGCAGAAAGUCAGCGUCUGUCUAAAUUCCUACAGUGAUCUUUCACGUGGUUACAGUCUCUUCUCUCUCGCUACUACAGAAAGUAAAAAUGCUUUUGUAUUCUUCUCAAAGUCUCCAAACCUCUAUUAUGUAGCUGUAAAUGUACAACAAGCAUAUAUUAGGACAGACUCGGAUUCCUUGAACUGGAGACACAUCUGUGUGACCUGGGACUCCGACACUGGAGUGGUCCAACUUUGGGUCAAUGGAAAGAUCUACCCCAGAAAAGUCUUAUCAAAAGGGUUUUCUAUCGAUGGUGAAACCAGCAUUGUUCUGGGACAUAUUAAGAGUAGUUAUGGGGGAUAUUCUCCAUCUCAACUGUCAUUUGUUGGAGAAAUAAGUGACGUCCACAUGUGGGAUUUUGUCCUGACUCCAAGAGACAUCCAGAAAGUCAUCUCUGGUGACCGCUAUGGAAAUGUCAUUAGUUGGAAGUCUCUAGUCUAUGAAAUGAAAGGAGAAGUUCUUCUUCAACCCAAACUUCAAUGCAAGUCCGGGGGGUCCGUCAGCUCAGUAUGUACACCGUGUUAUUAGUGUAUGUAAAAAGUCAAAGCUUUCUUUUGGUUUUGGAUAGAGCAGGGAAGGGUUAAAAUCAACACCAGGCUCUUAUUGCUGCCUGAAGGGUCUGGAAUGGAUAUUUGGGGGGAACACCACAUCAUUUUUUUUUUUAACCACU
Messenger RNA from Rana temporaria (common frog), 928 nucleotides. RefSeq names its product C-reactive protein-like. The transcript is spliced from 3 exons. Bases 79 to 786 code for a protein of 235 amino acids. The record is from RefSeq and is a predicted model, not a curated record. NCBI's taxonomy places the organism in Eukaryota, Metazoa, Chordata, Amphibia, Anura, Ranidae.